ACGCUCAGGAGACUUCUUUAAAGCGCGAACUGUGCAACUCUAUUCCCAUAUAGGCUGGAACUACAAGUUGGGAUCACGUUUCCUCCCUGACUUUCUGAGCUAGCACUUCCGCCCAGGGGGGCGGGGCUGGAAUAUCUGAGACCCUUCCGGCACUUGCGAUUGAUUGAAGAGGCACUUCCGGUGUCUGUUGCCAAGGCGCCGGCCGGCCCGCGGGCCGUGAGGGCGACAUUGCUGGCGUCGUCCUCUGCCCCCUUCCCCGGGGGCGAGAUGUCGGGGCUCAGCCACUUAGAGUCAGAGGGCUGCCGGAACCUACUCGGCAUGCUGGACAAUGACGAGAUCAUGGCCCUUUGCGACACCGUCACCAACCGCCUGGUGCAGCCUGUGGACCGCCAAGAUGCUAUUCGUGCAAUAUUAGUGUAUAGCCAAAAUGUAGAAGAACUUCUGAGGCGCAAAAAAGUCCACCGAGAAGUCAUAUUUAAGUAUUUGGCAACACAAGGGGUGGUUGUACCUCCAACUACUGAAAAACACAGUCUUAUUCAGUAUGCAAAAUGUUACUGGGAAGAAAAGUCACCACAACUGAAGGAGACAGCAGAGCCAGUUACAAAGACGGAGGAGAUCCAGCUCUUUGAGCAGCAGGCAAAAGAAGAUAAAGAAACUGAAAAGGUUGAUUUUCGUCGCUUAGGAGAAGAAUUCUGUCACUGGUUCUUUGAACUUCUUAAUUCUCAGAAUCCUUUUAUGGGACCACCUCAAGAUGAAUGGGGCCCACAGCACUUCUGGCAUGAUGUCAAGCUUAGGUUUUAUUAUAACACCUCAGAACAAAACAUGACAGACUACCAAGGAGCGGAAAUUGUGAGCCUUCGCUUACUGUCAUUAGUGAAAGAGGAAUUUCUUUUUCUCAGUCCCAACCUUGAUUCUCAAGGACUAAAAUGUGCAUCUUCUCCUCAUGGAUUAGUUAUGGUUGGAGUUGCAGGGACUGUCCACCGAGGAAAUUCUUGUUUGGGCAUAUUUGAACAAAUUUUUGGACUUAUCCGUAGCCCUUUUGUGGAAAAUACUUGGAAAAUCAAAUUUAUCAACCUGAGAAUCGUUGGAGGAAGUUCCCUUGCUCCUGGAUCAUCACUGAAACCAUCUGUAACAUUUGAACAGAGUGAUCUGGAGGCCUUUUAUAAUGUAAUCACUUUGUGUAAUAGCCCUGAAGUAAGACCUAACAUAAGGCAGAUAUUGGAUAGUGGGACAGGAGACCAGGUUUUACAUAGUGGAGAUGAGGCAUUGUUGAACAAAAGGGAAGUGAAUUUGCCUAAUCCUCUAAGGCACUGAGCUCUGUACCUCAGCCUGAAGAAGCUGCAGACACCCAACAAUGACCAUCUCUGAGCCACUGCAGAUGUGAGAAUUGACAUAUUUUAGUUGAAAUACCUUUUGGACUACAGACUAAUGUGAAUACUUGCCUAUUUCUACCUGAGUUACAGCAAAAUGUUCUGAGAACUUAUUGCGGUCCACCAAAUAAAUCCCACUUUAGAUGUUGUUGA
This is a messenger RNA of Apodemus sylvaticus (European woodmouse), 1523 nucleotides long. It is a transcript of the gene C15H3orf38, whose product is annotated as chromosome 15 C3orf38 homolog. The transcript is spliced from 3 exons. The record is from RefSeq and is a predicted model, not a curated record. Lineage: Eukaryota; Metazoa; Chordata; Mammalia; Rodentia; Muridae. The coding region runs from base 268 to 1314 and encodes 348 amino acids.